CUCGCUACUAUUGAACAAGAUUCUUUUUUUUUUUCUCUUUACCUUCCCCAAGCCCAGGUGCGAGCGCUUACAAAGGGAAAAAAAAAAUAGGGUAACUAUCAUUGACCGCUACCCCGGCCGGUUGUGUCACGCAUGCUUCCUUCCGAGCAGGGUAACUUAGGUGUUGCUGAAACCAUAUUUGUUUCCCGAGCCUCACCCCAGAUCAGACGAGCUCCAACAACCUACGACAAAACAAUGGACACCCGAGACCCUAACCCAUAUCUGACCAUGCCCGACAAAAAUAUUGAUUUUACUACGUUUGGGAUGUUUAUACUUGGUAUGCUUCUUUUGUUGAUCUAAGAUAGAAGUUUGUGGUUAACAAUUAUGAAUUUAUACAGACGAGAUUCACUUUGAAGAAGAUGAGGAUGUGGUCGAUAACAUCGUUGGAGGUGCUGGGACAUACAGUUCGUGGCUCCCCCAUUCAGUCUUGGCUGUCACUUAGGAUUAGAUUUUUGCAAUACUAUUUUUGUUCCGAGCCGCUUGAGACACUAUUAACUAAUUUUUCUCAAACUCUAGGCGUUAUCGGUGCUCGUCUCUUCAGCCCCGGCCCUCAGGCAAAGGCAAUUGGGUGGAUUGUCGAUGCAGGGAAUGACUUUCCCCUAGAAAUCUGUCAAGACCUCACGGGGUUGGGGACCAACCUGAUCAUACGCGAGGAUCUGAAUAGAAGGACGACCCGUGGGUGGAAUAAAUAUGGGCCUGGAGAUUACAGAGCCUUCAAGUAUCUCACACCCAAGAAGCGCAUUGAAGUUAACGACCUUGUUGAGGUGGGGCUAUUCACGGCGAAAACGGCUCAUCUCAUUUGUGCCCCCGCUCGUGCAGACAAUAUCUGCUCCAGUUUGUACAACGCAUUACAGGAUAGGCCAUCGCAUCCUAUGCCGUUGGUGGUUUGGGAGCCUGUGCCUGACUCCUGUGAUCCUGCGCAUAGAGCGCAAAUGCAUGCUACCCCACUGUCAUUUUUGAUUUUCGGAUGGUGGGUCGGCUCCGCUAACAAUGGCGAUUCCCGGUUAGGUACAAAGUUCUCAAAAUGGUUCACAUCAUUUCACCGAAUCACGACGAGUUGGCGGGAUACUAUGACACAGAAGAUUCUCUUGACAAGAGCAAUCCCGAUACUAUCAAAUCCCUAGCAGAGAAAAUAGCAGCAGCGGGAAUUGGGCAACAAGGGAAUGGCGCUAUCGUUGUCCGUGCGGGCAAAUUAGGGUGUCUCGUUGCUUGCAGAAAGCAUGCGCCUAUCUGGCUGCCAGCAUAUUACCCGCCUACCGAGACCGGGGGCAACAAUCCAAGGGUUAUAGACCCUACCGGCGGAGGCAACGCUUUCAUCGGCGGUAUGUCUAUCUCAAUCGCUAGAAAUGGCUCAGCAAAGUUCGUACUCGCUGCGGCGAUGGGUAUGGUAGCGGCUAGUUUUGCCAUUGAGCAGUUUGGGAUGCCAGAGCUGGAAGUGGUUGAUGGCGAGGAGAGAUGGAAUGGAGUCAGUGUUAGGGAACGGAUGGAGGAGUAUCGGAGGAGAGUGGAGAAUAUGGGUAUUUCUCUAGAUGUAUAGUCCGAUAGCUAGGGGCUUUUCUGUAUUCAGCAGAUUAGAGGUGGAGGUGUCCGGAACCUUUAUUCAGUUUACCUCCGAUUGCGGAUAUCCGAUAGUUUCAUAGUUGGAUGUUUAGCCCCGCCUGCUCCUAUAUUUUUCUCCAAUAAAUCUUGUUCUGACUGU
Tuber aestivum (summer truffle) is the source of this 1738-nucleotide messenger RNA. The record is from the annotation of a GenBank genome assembly. Lineage: Eukaryota; Fungi; Ascomycota; Pezizomycetes; Pezizales; Tuberaceae.